UCUUUCAACGUCCUCACUACCACACCAUCAGAGCUGCGAAAACGCCUGAAAGCGGGAACAUUGACAAGUGUUGAAAUAAUUACUACUUAUCUAGCCCAAAUAGGAAAACACAAUCAUGUUUGAGCGAAGUUAAAUGCAAUGAUAAGCGUUGCACCCAUCGAAUUGGUGUUGGAGGCUGCUGAGAAGCUAGAUCAUGAGUGAGUCAAUGGAAAACUCGAGGGCUAACUUCAUGGACUGUCGAUUAUUGUUAAGGAUUGCUUUCAAUUUGGACCUGAGCUAGGACUGAAGACCACUGUCGGAGCAGUUUGUUUUGCGGAGGAGAAAGCGAUGAAGAACGCUGAAGUGAUGGAGCAACUCAUCAAGAAAGAGGUGAUCAUCUUGGGAAUAGCGAAUUUAUCGGAAUUCUGCGGGUAUAUAGCAGAGAAUAUGACGCCGGGAUGGUCUGCUGUUGGGGGGCAGACGAGGUCCGCAUACGAGACAGGUCCCCCACCAGAUUUCAAAGUGCUAAUUAUGGCCAUGCCGUGUAGUGGCCCUUCCUCUGGAUCAGCAGUCGGAGUCUCAGCAGGCUUCGCUCCCCUGUCCCUCGGGACCGAGACUAGAGGCUCACUCGUAUACCCCGCUAGCAAAGCAGGCCUGUAUGCCAUGAGACCUGCUCACGGAUCUGUCUCUGCCAAAGGUGUCUUUCGAAUUUCUCGGUCAUUUGAUGUAAUAGGUUUAAUGGCGAGAACACCGUCUGAUGUAAACCUUUUGGCGGAAAGCAUUUGACUCCCAAAUAAUUGAUUAAUUGAUUGAUUGAUAGUUAUUUACGUCCGGCCUACGGUUGGUCACUAAACGUCCCGAAGGGUAUGGGGACGUACUAAGCUUAUAGGAUAUUUAUAUACAGAGUCCUGCUCGCAAGAGAGGCCAAAACCACAAGGGGUAAAAAGACCUCCCUCACGAGCAGCCCCGGGUCCCUAAUCCCGUGGUGUUUUAGUGCCCCGUAGACCUUAUAGAAAG
Molecule: messenger RNA, 996 nt
Organism: Hyaloscypha bicolor E
Lineage: Eukaryota; Fungi; Ascomycota; Leotiomycetes; Helotiales; Hyaloscyphaceae
Product: amidase signature enzyme
Exons: 6
Coding region: 328-765 (145 amino acids)
Source: RefSeq, a predicted model, not a curated record